Messenger RNA from Stegostoma tigrinum, 464 nucleotides. It is a transcript of the gene atp5mk, whose product is annotated as ATP synthase membrane subunit k. Bases 136 to 321 code for a protein of 61 amino acids. NCBI's taxonomy places the organism in Eukaryota, Metazoa, Chordata, Chondrichthyes, Orectolobiformes, Stegostomatidae. The transcript is spliced from 4 exons. The record is from RefSeq and is a predicted model, not a curated record.
GCACGGGAAGAGAUUGAGUGAAGGUGAGAGUUGGGCUUGGGGUUUGCGACGCUGUUCUCGGUCAUGUCGACGGUGCAGUCUGUCGUUGCAUUUGAGGAGGAAUCUGCGAGAGUGAAGCUUGAGUGAGAAGAGAGGAUGGCAGGUCAUGAUGCUGGUAGCCAGCACCAGUUCACUGGCUUCCAAAAGUACUUCAACUCUUACACCAUCACUGGGAGGAGGAAUUAUGUGAUAGCAACGUACACCGGGAUCGCAGCAAUUUGUUUGUUUUUCAAAUUAAGAUCAAAAAAGAAGAUGCCACCAGCAAUCACAGAACAGAAAUGAUGUGAUUCUCCUUAAGACCAGGCUAGUGGAGUUUAAGGACCAUUGUGUGGAAUGGGAGAGAAUGUUUGAAACCCCUACAAUCGUGUCAUAUAGUGAUGUGUUAUAACUUAUCAGCCUUCACAAAUAAAAUUCGUGGGACUGCA